AUGGCGUUACUGCACCGCAUGUCGGGUGAAUGCAUUAAGUCUGAGUUAGACUUAUUUACGGUUCCACUAACACAAACGGUUAUUGAGAAAAACGGCUAUUUAGAAGUACCGCCUUUAUCGGCUAUAUCGGACUCGGCCCCUUUGGAGUUUUUCAUAGCGGGGAACGGCGAAGAUUAUGUGGAUCUAAAUAAUACAUUAUUAUAUCUCAAACUUAAAAUCACGAGACCUAACGGAGCAGACAUUGCAGACCCUGCGAGGGUUGCUCUGAUAAACUACCCCGGAGCCACUAUAUUCUCACAAGUUGAUGUGAGCCUCGGCGAUCGACUGAUAUCCCAGAGCUCGAGCACGUACCCUUACCGAUGCAUUAUAGAGAGCCUGAUCAACUACAGUAAAGAUGCGCUGGAAUCACUAUUCUCAGCCGGUCUGUUUUUCAAAGACACCGCUGGUCAUAUGGAUGUGAAUGACCCCGUGGGUCGUAACGGGGGUUUGACGAAGCGAUCGCUCUACACGAGUGGUAGUAAGGUGGUGGAGUUGUUGGCCCCUAUUCAUAGUGAUAUCUUCUUUCAAGAAAAAUUAAUCUUAAACGGGGUUGACAUCAAAAUACGCAUGACCCGAAGUCAAGACGAAUUCUGUCUGAUGAGGUGUGAUGACGUGGCGUACAAAUUAAAUAUUGUGACGGCCUCCCUAUACGUCAAGAAAGUCUCUGUAUCACCUCCUGUGAGACUGGGGCAUGCCCAGGCGUUGUUAUCGACUACCGCCAAGUACCCCAUAGACCGGGUAUGCCUAAAAAAUUUCUCCAUACCUGCCGGGGCUCGUGUAUCAAAUCAAGAAAAUCUGUUUUUAGGAACGCUACCAAAAUCUAUCGUCCUAGCUAUGGUCGAUAACGACGCAUUCACAGGGUCCUACGAUAAAAACCCCUUUGCGUUCAAACAUUACGAUUUGGAGUUCCUAGCGGUCUACGUUGAUGGACAACAAUUCCCGGCCAAGCCUCUACAACCGAAUUUUGAAGCCGGAUUAGCAGUUCGUGAAUUUUAUCAGCUUGCAAUGACGACCGGAAGACAUCUUAAGAACCAGGCCCUGUCUAUCGACAGGAAUGAUUUCCUCAAUGGGUACACACUUUACGCCUUCAACCUCACGCCUGAUGAAGACUGCGGUCAGCAUAUAUCCCUCGUCAAGUCCGGGAAUAUCAGACUCGAAGCCCGGUUCAGACAACCGCUGCCACACACUAUUAACCUGAUCAUUUACGCAGUGUUUGACAGUAUCGUUGAAGUGUCUAACCGUAGACAGGUCCUGGUCGAUUACUACUGA
Messenger RNA from Rhinichthys klamathensis goyatoka, 1308 nucleotides. RefSeq lists its product as uncharacterized. Gene Ontology annotation, cellular component: cytosol. The transcript has a single exon. Gene Ontology annotation, biological process: deoxyribonucleotide biosynthetic process. Gene Ontology annotation, molecular function: ribonucleoside-diphosphate reductase activity, thioredoxin disulfide as acceptor. The record is from RefSeq and is a predicted model, not a curated record. NCBI's taxonomy places the organism in Eukaryota, Metazoa, Chordata, Actinopteri, Cypriniformes, Leuciscidae. The coding region runs from base 1 to 1308 and encodes 435 amino acids.